Molecule: messenger RNA, 837 nt
Organism: Cordyceps militaris CM01
Lineage: Eukaryota; Fungi; Ascomycota; Sordariomycetes; Hypocreales; Cordycipitaceae
Exons: 3
Coding region: 1-837 (278 amino acids)
Source: RefSeq, a predicted model, not a curated record
AUGGGCGCCGCCCUGUCCGGCAUCAAGGUGCUCAUCGUCCCCGCCACCAUCUCCCUCGCGCUCUUCCUCCUCGUCACCUUUGCCGUGCUGCCGCUCUGGCGACGUUACCGCAACCGCUACAGCCAGUACCUGCCGCUCGGCUCGCUCGGCUCGGCGGAGUCGCUGCGAGACCGCAUCGCGGGCCGCCUGGCCGCUCUCACGCUACCGUCGACGUGGCGGCGGGAUAGGGGCCGCUUCGCGGCUGGAACGGCCGACGAGGGGGAGGCAGACACGGGCGAGGAGCUGGGCCGCGUCGGGACGGGCGCUACCGCUGGGCGCACGACGACGGGCUUCGUGCUGAGUAUUCUGAAUCUUCCCGUCCUCAUUGAUCAUGUAUUCGUGUCAACCUACAACGGCUCCGAGGCAUGGAGUGUCUCGUCGGUCUGGACCGUCAUUGACCUCGACAGUUCCUCCACCUUGUCCUGCUUGUCCUCCUCCACCUCGGUGCCGCGUCUCGUCGACCCUCCCCAAAAGCUAUCCGUUUCAUCCGCCAAGUUGAGCACCAACCCGGAUCUCUUCUCCCAGGACACGUUCGCGUUCCGCUGCGGCCUCUGGCGGACGGGCGGUGGCUCAAUGUCCUUCUCCCCAUCUCCGUCGCCACCCAGCGGCACCGACGACACCGGGUUGCAUCGCAAGGGAUCUUCGUGCGAGCGGCCGUACAUCAAGAUGCUUGUGCGUCCGUCUUCGCUCUGCGUGGCAUUAUUGGGCGCGUCCGUGUUGGCUGUCGAUUGUGUCGUCUUGGACGCUGCGGACUGGCGAGCGGCUUCGCGUGGCCGGGACGGCGGCGCGCCAGGGUGA